This is a messenger RNA of Neohortaea acidophila, 1005 nucleotides long. RefSeq lists its product as uncharacterized. Lineage: Eukaryota; Fungi; Ascomycota; Dothideomycetes; Mycosphaerellales; Teratosphaeriaceae. The coding region runs from base 201 to 959 and encodes 252 amino acids. The record is from RefSeq and is a predicted model, not a curated record. The transcript has a single exon.
CUUGUUUUUCAUUCAAAGACGCCAGCCGGGGAGACGGCGAGCGGCGCCGCGGAUUCGGAGCCGAGGCCGAGACGGAUAUGCCAGCAACUACGUAGGUGUGUCCACACACCGUGCGAGAUCGCCCACCGGGCACCAUAAAAGACAAAGGCCAUGCGCGCAGCAAGCUCCAUCUCUCCCUUGCAGCCACACUUCCUCCCACCAUGAGCCAACCCGCCCUCCAAGGCGCCGCUGCCCUAGCGGUCUGGGGCAGCGUGUCGAGCAACGAAGUCGACGAAGCAGCCCUGAACGACUGGUGGACGAACGAGCACCUGCCCGAACGCAUGUCGAUCCCGGGCUUCUUGCGCGCAAGACGAUACAUGGCGCGCGACGAAGCGGCGUCCGCGUCCGGGACGACAAUAACGCGAUACCUAACGCUUUACGAAACGGAGGAUGUGCACACGCUUACGUCGCGGGAGUAUAUGGCUGCUGUGAGCAAUCCUACCCCCGGGACGAGGCUUUACCUCCCUCGGUUGCCUUCGAUGGAUCGCGCGGCGUGUAGAGUUGCGUAUUCCGAGCGGCGGGCGGAGUUCGCGCACGCAGCGUGGAAGACCACGGGCGCGCUGAUGGGGAUGAUGGAGUUCAUCGUCCCCGAGUCCAACACCGUCGCCGACGCAGUCGAAGCGAUCAAACCCGCCUUCACGCAAUGGGCGCAAAACGAGCGGAGUUUGAUGUCGUGCAGCCUGCUCGUGGAGGACGCGGAGGCCUCUGCCCCGGGGAAUGGAAGCCAGGCGCACUUGAAUGGGAAUCUGGGCUCGGCGGCACAACGAGAGGGAGGCAGUCGGUGUAUGUUGUUGCUGGAGUUUGCCAAGACGUUGCAGCCUUUGGUGCAGGAUAUGGGGGUUUUUCUGGAUCAGUCGCCGUUCUUCGAUGGGCCGAAGGUGAUGCGCUUUUACCAGUUUGUUGCGGGGAUUGGGGCGUGAGUUGAUGAUUGUGAUGAGGCAUGCAAUGGAUCGUUGUUCAUUACGG